AUGGCCGUGCCGGUGCUGUUCGUCGCCACCUUCAUCUGGUUCCCCGAGAGCCCCUACUGGCUCGCGACCCAGGGCAGGGACGAGGAAGCCAAGAAGGCCAUUGGCUUCUUCAAGGGCGACGUGGACCUGUCCGCCGAGCUGGAGAUCGUUAAGAACAACAUCGGCACGGACGAGCUCAAGAUCAAUUGGCGGGAUUUCCUGCUGCUGGGCAAACUGAGGAACCGGAGGGCACUGCUGAUCGUGAUGGUCCUGGUUCUGGGCCAGCAGUUUAGCGGCAACUUCGGCACGAUGCAGUACCUGGAGAAAGUGUUCCAGCAGUCGAACAUCGGUAUCGAGCCCCACGUGGCCACGAUCAUCGUCAUGGCCGUGAGUCUGGUUUUUGGUGCCCUGUCCACGGCGACGGUGGAAAAAGCCGGCCGGCGAUCCCUCCUCAUCGUGUCGAGUUUCGGCUGUGCGGUGACGCACAUAGUGCUGGGGACUUAUUUCCUGCUAGAGUACAUGCACGUGGACAUGACCUCGAUAAAUCUGUUGCCCGUCGUGGACGUGGUCGCGUUUGCGAUUGUUUAUCAGGUUGGAAUGGGCACGAUGACGAAUAUACUGGUGGGCGAGCUGUUUCCCCCGAGCGUCAAAGCCAUCGCCGGAGCCAUAGCUACGGUGUUCGACAGCGUCGUCGGCUUCGUAGUUAUGAUCACCUUCGAUCCGAUCAUGGAACAUUAUGGUUCCAAGGUGUCGUACCUCAUAUACGGGACCUCGUGUUUCGUGCUGUUUAUUUUCGUCUUUGCGUACGUGCCCGAGACCAAGGGCCGGACUUUCGGCCAGAUUCAGGACAUACUGGGGACGUUGCGUCCGUUUCGGGUGUCGAGUGACUUGUCGUGUUGCGCGGGCCCGUGCACGACAAGGCCCGACAAACCCAAAGCUCAGGAGGCGUGA
Messenger RNA from Copidosoma floridanum, 930 nucleotides. RefSeq names its product facilitated trehalose transporter Tret1-like. Lineage: Eukaryota; Metazoa; Arthropoda; Insecta; Hymenoptera; Encyrtidae. The record is from RefSeq and is a predicted model, not a curated record.